AUGUCUCAGCCUGUUCAGGGUAAGACUGCAAUUGUCACAGGCGCAGGAAGCGGAAUCAACCUCGCUUUUGCUACGAAACUUCUAUCGAAGGGUUGCAAUGUCGUCUUCGCGGAUCUUUCCUUAAGGCCUGAGGCGAAAGCUGUGGUAGCCGCGUACAGCCAGCCGGCUGAAGGUCAGGGUCGCGCAGUCUUCCAGGAAACCGACGUACGCGACUGGCUGCAGUUGGAACGUAUGUUUGUCACGGCAGAGAGAGAAUUCAAAUCUGUUGAAAUUGUUUGCCCUGGGGCUGGGGUCUAUGAGCCGAAAUUCAGCAGCUUCUGGUACCCCCCAGGAAGCCCCGAAAGUCACGAUGCAACAAAUGGCGGUCGAUACGCGCUGCUCGAUAUCAACCUGAUUCACCCGAUCCGAACCACUCAACUAGCCAUAUCGAGAUUCCUCAACGCCAAAUCAACGAGUCCAAGGUCCAUUGUGAUCAUCUCAAGCACCAGUGCUCAAGACACUAGCAUCUCCACUCCUUUAUAUGACGCAUCCAAACAUGCAAUCAGUGGAUUUGUUAGGGCAUUAAAGGACAUCGAGUCGGCUGGGAUACGAAUAACCGCUGUAGCGCCUGGCAUUAUCAAGACACCGCUCUAUACCGAAAAUCCGGAGAAGAUGGCUAUGGUUGAUUCCCUCAAAGACGUUUGGGUGGAGCCCGAGGAGGUGGCAGAGGUCAUGGUGGCGCUGAUCGAGCGGGACACCAUGAGCUCAACAAUCGGCGAAUAUAGCGAGGAUAAGCAGGACAUCUCUAUCAGCGGAGGGACAAUUAUCGAGGUUACAAAAGCUCGAGCGAGACCCGUAACUGCGUACAAUGACCCAGGCCCGUCAGGCCCUGGUGCACUUGCAUCCAACAUUGCAGCUUCAGAGACAGCGACGAAGAAUAUGCUUAAGGGAGGAUGGGGAGUGUAUGAAUAA
Clonostachys solani is the source of this 951-nucleotide messenger RNA. The record is from the annotation of a GenBank genome assembly. NCBI's taxonomy places the organism in Eukaryota, Fungi, Ascomycota, Sordariomycetes, Hypocreales, Bionectriaceae.